Molecule: messenger RNA, 1698 nt
Organism: Kwoniella shivajii
Lineage: Eukaryota; Fungi; Basidiomycota; Tremellomycetes; Tremellales; Cryptococcaceae
Exons: 6
Coding region: 1-1698 (565 amino acids)
Biological process (GO): amino acid transmembrane transport
Cellular component (GO): membrane
Molecular function (GO): amino acid transmembrane transporter activity
Source: RefSeq, a predicted model, not a curated record
AUGUCUAUCGACGAAUUUUCUAAACAAGACGCGUAUAUCAACGGUCUUGACGGCGACAAAGACCUUGGGGUGGCUCAAGAUACCCUCGAAGUCUCACAAGAGGACCCCCUUGCAUCCCGCGACCUUGCCAACGAUCCCCAUCGUGGUCUUCGAAUGCGGCAUGUCCAGCUGCUUUCAAUCUCAGGAGCCGUCGGUUCAGGCCUUUUCGUUUCUAUCGGUUCGCCGUUGACUGCUGCUGGACCACUGGGGUUACUGAUUGGUAUCGUUGUUUGGUCCACUGUUAUAUUUGGUGCAAGCAACUGUCUUAUCGAGAUGACUACGCUCUUACCUCUUGAUGGAGGAUUUAUCACCUUCGCCGGAAGAUUUCUUGACGAAACUAUGGGAAAAGCGAUUGGUUGGAACUUUCUGCUUGCUCAAGCCUCCCUCGUUUGCUUUGAGCUCACCGCACUGAAUGUUAUGCUGGAGUAUUGGACAUUGACUCUUCAUCCGGCCAUUGCCAUCGCCGUAGGUAUCUCUCUGUUUGCGGCGCUACAACUUUAUUCAGUCCGAUGGUUCGGAGAGGUCGAAUUCUGGAUUAGUAUUACCAAAAUCAUUCUUCAGAUUGGUCUCACAUUAUACACUCUCAUCGCUAUGUGUGGUGGAAACCCCCUGCAUGAUAAGUUCGGAUUUAGAGCCUGGAAGAAUCCAGGACCGCUCGUUGGCGAGACUGGAGCCUUGAGACUUAAAGGAAUCUGGGACGCUGUGUUGUGGGCAGUCUUUGCUCUCGGUGGUCCGGAUUGGAUCUCUCUCAUUGGUGGUGAAGUGAAAAGCCCACGUAAAAUUCUGCCGAAAGCCUUCAAUACCACAAUCUAUCGUAUCAUCUUCUUCUCUGUCCUCGGAGGGCUCUGUGUUGGUAUCAAUGCACCAUCAGACGAUCCUGCUCUUCUUGGGGCUAUUGCUCGUGGCGCCCCCGGUGCGGCGAAAUCCCCAUACAUCAUCUCAAUGAACAGGCUCGGCAUCCCCGUUCUUCCCGACAUUGUAAAUGCUUUGGUCAUGAUCUCAAUAUUUUCGACUGGUAACGCAGCUGUCUUCUGCAGCAGUAGAGGUCUGUAUACCUUGGCUCUCAAAGGAGGAGCACCCAGUGUCUUCAAACGACUCAAUAAGAACGGUGUUCCAUAUGUGGCUGUGACUGCCAUCUUAUUGUUCAGUUGUUUGGCGUUCUUAUCAGUCGGUUCUGGCUCUGUUGUUGUGCUUAAUUGGUUCCUCUCCUUGGUAGGCGCCGCGAACCUUGUCAACUGGACAUCCAUUGCUGUCACAUACAUGCGAUUCCGGUCAGGUUUGAAGUCUCAAGGAUUACUCAACAACGAGUUCCUCCCAGUACGAGCUUAUCUGCAGCCUUUCUCGAGCUGGUGGGUAGCCAUCUGUGCACCCAUCGCUUUCAUCUGCAGUGGCUAUGCUUUGAUGUUACCUGGCGCUUUCGCCGGCGACAGCUUCGUUUUCACCUAUGGAGCUGUUUUCAUCUUUGCAGGUUUCAUCCUCUACUUCAAGGCAUACGAGGUCAUUGUUCAAAAGAAGAAGUUGUCUAUGUUCAUUCCGGCAAGAGAGAUCGACUUCCAUACCGACUUGGAAUACAUUGAAGCUGUGACAGCCGCUAGCGAAGCUCAAGAAGCUACUCAAGCGAAGUCCAAGGGAAGCAAGAUCUCGGACUUCUUCUUUUAA